AUGGAAAGAGACUAUUUUUUCGUCACUUUCACAAACCAAGAAGACGUGACAAUGGUACUGGAGAAAGGGCCAUGGCUCAUAGGGAACUCAUAUCUUUACACUCAGAAGUGGGAUAACACGUUUGAUGCUAAGGUGCACAGGGUUCGGCACUUGACCGUUUGGACGAGACUCCCCGGACUCCCUGGUCACUACUGUAACAAUUCUUUCCUGAGAAGAAUUAGCCAAUUGAUGGGAAGAGUGGUUCAUAUAGAUCACCAAACUGAUACAAAGACCCGGGGUAAAUUUGCAAGAUUUGCAAUGGAGAUUAACCUUACAAUGCCCCUUGUUUCACAAUUUGAAUUGAGAGGGAGGAACCAGCUGGUAGAAUACGAGAGUUUGAACUGUAUUUGCAUGACUUGUGGUCGUGUUGGCCAUUUCUCUCAAGAUUGUGCUUAUGGGGAACCAAAAACGGUGCCUCCGGCAGAAGAGGAUCAACCGACCGGUGGACAAAAGGCUGAGGCAAACGCCGGAGGUAACACUGAUCAUACUGCUGGACAAAAGAAGCAAAUUUUUGGGGAAUGGAUGCAUGCCGUCAAAUUGGGAAGGCAGAGGAUUCCCUAUGCUCUGAGGCAAAUCAGAGGAGCCACAACGCCACACAUGGAUAGGUCCCGUUUUGCGGCUCUCAAUAGUUUGAAAGAGGAUGUUUUGCCUGAUGACACAACCAAGAUUUCCGGGGUGUCAGCCGACUUUGAACGGAGGAGAGAAUAUGUCCCAUCAACAGCACAAGUGGUCCUGAGAAAAGAGAAGCCCAAAGAAAAAGAAAAGGCCCAGACAAUUACCAUGUGGAGGGAAUAG
This is a messenger RNA of Oldenlandia corymbosa var. corymbosa, 834 nucleotides long. The record is from the annotation of a GenBank genome assembly. NCBI's taxonomy places the organism in Eukaryota, Viridiplantae, Streptophyta, Magnoliopsida, Gentianales, Rubiaceae.